UCGUGAAAGGACUUGGAAGAGAAGAAAAAAGAGAGAGAAAGAGAAAGGAAAGGAAGGUAGAUCUCCUGGAAUUCCCUAAUUUGCUAUUUUGGCAUUCCUCACGAUCCUUAUGUUGUGUCCCAUUCGUGGGACUUCUCUCCUGAGAGGUUGCUGCCGAUCUGUCAAAAAACGCGAUUCUUCGGUCGCCGCUACGGCCUUCUUCUUUCUCCCCUUCUUCUUCUUCUCUUUCUCCGCUGCAGUAUCCGAAUGUUGGAAGAUCUGUGUUUUCACCCGUUUGAGAAACAGCCGAUUCUUGCUAGGAAGUAAAUUACGACGGCGCGAGUCGUUGCUAAUCGACCGAUUCACAGAAUCUAAUUACGAAGGAAGAUGGAGAAAUACUCGUUAUAUCAUCAUUUCUUGAAACAAGUAAUUGGAAGUUCUGUAUCUUUCGUUAACGUUUAUGAGCUCACGAUGUAAUUGGAAUAUGUAAAAUUGAAAUAAUUACACCACGUUUCUGAGAUCUUUAAAAAACUACAUAUUCAUAUUAUAUUGGGGAACAUUAUUUUUAUAUCACGCAGUUGCGAGAAAGACUCUGACGCAACGCACAUCGAUUAUUCUUAAUCCGUCUGUACAUAAUGAAAGCCACGAAGCAUCAAUACUCUCGCAUGACGGGAUCACGUUACGAGUCUUUCGCUUGAUAGUCCUAUCGUUUAUUCGUCUACAGGAGGUAUCCUUCCGUGAAAUGCGAGAAUGAAAGCAUAUUUCGUGCGUCUCGACCUUUCAAUGAUGGGAAGAAGGGAGGAAAAGAGAACGAGGAGCUUCACCCCACUUGGUAAUAUCACUCACAAAUUUAAUGCUCGACUAUUAGCAGGAGGAGUUGCAGGGGUGAAUUGCGCGUCUUCCAUUGUUGAAGUGGCCACGUGCAGGAUGACUGCCACCCCGCUAUGAAGCGUUUGAUCGGUGAUCCGACGUUAGGCCGAACGUAUUGAGUAGAGCAAAGGUCGACUCGCAUAAAAAGUCUUACCCCGUUUCACGCUCGUCGACGGUUUAUUGGAUUUGUUCGACACUCCCCAAAGAUAGAGACCUGCUAGAUUACACAUCGGAUUAGUUAUAGUCUUCUACAUUCGACACGGUCGAGUGUGUCGCCGUUAGGAUGACGAUGUGUCUCAACAUUUAGAAUUAUUCGAUUCAGGUGAACUGGAACAGGUUGUAGAUUGUGUAGUUUGAGACUAGUGAUGAAAUGUAUUGCUUUGUGAUCCACUUAUCGGUUGUAAAAUUUUCUAUUUCAAAAGUUAUGAUUCUUUCAACUUGAACGCGAAGUAUCAAGUAUCAAGUACGUGUAAUUACAUCUAUUAUAUUACUAUUAAAAUCAAACAUAACCAAGAGUUAAUGUUGAAUAAAAUAUAAUUGAAUAACAAUACUAAGAUUAGCUGAUGAAUUUUUUGUAUCAAUUUUUUUCGAACUUAAAAUUGGAUUGCGUGUGUCAAAGGAUGAACAUGGUACUCGUGGCUUGACCCAUUUCUUGUUAAAUGAAUCGUCAGUUCAAGGUGUCGGAAUACUUUUCGCUUGGUAGAAGAUUCAUAGUCACGUUCCAAUUUUCUCAACAGGAAAAACCUGAUUUUCUGAGGAGUUUAAGAAAAUUCCUAACCAGCCUAACUUCGUUGGAGUUUCCUACCCUCUUUUGCUCUUUUCCACUUAUCUCUUUUUCCUUGCCUCCCUGCGGAGGCAACCUUCACUGCUCUCUCGCCGAGGCAAAUUAAGCUUCCCGAAACACCGCGAAACUGUUAAUUAAGACUCAUUAUGCGCGCGGCUUGCCGAGUUCACCGGUAGCGUUAGAGAAGAGAGAGAAGUCGUAGGAGUGGGAGAAAGAGGAAGAGGUGGAUAAGGUUCGGGGUUGUUGGGAAAAGGCGACUCGAAGCGUGGUUAAAGCCGGACGAAGCGAGAAGGGUAGGCAAAGUUGGUGGGUACGGAAAGAUAGAGAAAGAAAGACAAAACCAGAGGCAAAUAGAAAGAGAGACAGGGGUAGAGUGUGGGUAUCGAAGGGUAGGAGGAGGAUUCAGUAGGAACUUCUUAAUACCGUGCUGGGUAGUCCGGGUUCAUUGUGGGAUCAAUACAGAGACGACGGUACGUAGGAGUGGCAACCGAUGCCUCAUUGGACGGUUGAUUCUCGCUCGUUGAUUGGCCGAGCUUGGUACUACCAGUAGGCGUUUCCUUUCGCCCGGUAACCCCUUCUUUUCCGAAAGGGGCUGAUCGAAAAGGGAAGAGAAGGGAAAAGAGACCUUUCCGACCCUCCAGCCAGCUGAAGGAGAGGAGGACGUGCCACGCACGAAAAAGACGGAGAGAGAGAGGAAGAAAGAGAGAAAGAGAAAGAGUUAGAGCGGGUGGAAGGGAGAGGGGAACGAGAGAAAGAGAGAGAGAGAGAGAGAGAGAGAGAGAGGAGCCUGUCCAUGGAGUUGGAAAAAGACGGCGGACGAGUCUAGGGGACGAGAGAGAGGGUGUCCAACGGUCGGUUCGGGGGGUUCAGUCUGUGUUCGCCCAUCAGAGACACACCAGCGGUGUAAUCUGGAGACAGCCGUUCCGUUCUCUCUAUCUCUUUCUCUAUCUCUAUCCGUCGAACUCGUGCAGAUCUUGCGUUCCUGUGUUUCGUGCUCCGUUCGUUCGUGUUUCUUUGGUAAUCUUUGUCUAUCUCUUUCUCGUUUGAUAACAGGAAACGAUCGACGUGCGAUACGCACGAACGUGAGAAGUGAGUGUGAUAAUGCUCGGAGUAUACGUGAUCAUUUUCGAGGUCUCUUAAAACGAUUUAAAGGUGCCAGCUUGUCGGGAGUGUCAGGAUCGACAAGACAGUUCCGUGUUUCUUGAGUUGAAAAAACAGGACAGAUAGGACAGAUCGAUGUUGAUCUAUCGUCGAUACUAGGAUCCUGACACCGAAGAGAAAAAGCUGAAAGGAGUGGAUCUGUCAUCUCCCUACUUUGUUUCCUCUAUCAAAAACGUCAGAAAGGAAGAUCUAUCUUCCCGCGCUUAACAAGAACCUUGAUAAACCGUCGAAAUUUUCUUAUCGCCUGCUAUUGGAUUCGUCAGCAUGACAGCUUUUAAAUUUGUGCCAAGGUCCUUUCUUUGCCCGUAGAAAGAAGUAAUUUCGACGAUGUACCAUCUAUACCAACUGUUGCGUUUCCGAUAGCAGUGUCCGAGUGAAAGGCAUAGACCGUCAAAACGCUUGCCGACGGACGAUCAUCGUAAUCGUGUUGAGCGAGCAUAUCUUUUCGUUGUCCAAACAAAUUGUCGGGUUGUUCUAAAUCGUUCGAAAGUUCAGUUAGGUAGCUAGAAGUCUCAGAGACAGAAGUGAUCGGGUGCACGUGGCACGGUUGGAUUGAGAUUUUCACUUGACGUAAAAUAAAAGAAAGAAUAGAGGAAGAAGAAGAAGAAAAAAUAAGAGGAAGGUGAUCAAGAGAGAGUGGAGGAGCCAAGUGGUGGUGGUAUUAGAACGGGUGGUGCGACGUUCGGGUACGCAAGUCGGCAGGCCGGGUCUGGGGUGCCAAGCCCGGGCGGGGUGAUGAGCUGCUCCGAGGUGAUGUAUCAAUAUUAUCAUCCUUACCUCUAUUCGAGGGCACCGCCGCCGCCGCACCCGACCCACCCCCAUGCGGCCCCACAUACGAAUCCCCAUGCGGCCCAUCACAGUCCGGCAAGGCCGGCACCUUUUCAACCGUUUUCCUCCGCCACGGCGACGCAUCAGUACGACAGGUUGAACGUACACCAAAGGUCUCUGGAAGCGGCGGGUUUAGAACUUUGUGGUGGUGGAGGUAGUGUACCGCAAGGUCAACCAAGUAGCGCGGGUUCGGUGGGAUCAGCACCGAGUCCGGCAUCACCUCGACCAACUCCUCAACCUCGACCACCUCUCGCGACUACUACAUCUCAGCCUUCGCGAACCCUCGACGAUGACAGAUCGACCGACGUAGGGGCUGCUACAGCGGCAGAGGAUUCGGACGAUGGUGAGAGUAGGGCGCAGUAUGUUAGCGCAAACUGCGUUGUCUUCACUCAUUACAGAGGGGAUGCCGCAUCUGAGGUUGAGGAACAUUUCCAACGGGCACUGGCUCAUGACAAGCCCAAAGAAAAUAUCUCCCCCAUGUCGAUGAGGAACUUCCCACCAUCCUUUUGGAACAGUCAGCAUCCCAGCGAUGUUUACGAGUAUCCAACGGAUCCAUGGCACGCGCAUUAUGCUCCGUACCAGCAUAGAGCGGUGCACGAGUAUCAUCAGCAUAACAUGGCCGCUGCAGCGAGUUACAGCGGGUUACUUUUGGGUAGUGCGAGAGGACAUCACACGUCGCACCACGCGGCUCACCACGCGGCACACCACGUGCACGCAGCGGCCUCAUAUAAGGACUGGACGUCGGCAACGCCCUCUCAGUCGCUUGUUGACGUGUCCUCGGCGCCGCCUUACCCUCAUGGUCCUUAUGCCUCCCUUUCCGGUCUCGAGUCGCAAGUGCAGGAUUCCAAAGAUCUCUACUGGUUCUAGAAGCGAGCGCCGAAAUCUCGCGAACCGAACUGAUGAACCGCGUGAUUUUUCAUGAACGCGAGGAGUCCAUUUUAGCUCGUCGUUUGUUCUUUCGACGAGAAUUUCGUACGAGCUUAUUGUUAGUCGGAACGAAGGGAAAAACGAUAAAGAAGAAGAACUUUGUUAGGAACGUCGAGAGAAACACAAUGAAAAAGAUAAAAGAAGGAGAAUUGGAGUGUAUAUAGUGUUACCUAAAUCUUUUAAGGAUCUACGAUUAGUGUAAACUCAAAAUAGUAUUAGAGAAACGAUUGCGCGCACUAUUACCUUCAUAGUGACUGCUGUUCGAUGCUGAAAGGAAUCUCUAGUUCACAUAGCGUGUAGGUAAUUAGAUCGUCGAGGACAAAUUCCGUCAACUGGGAACUGCAGGCGAGAAAUUUUUUUUCGAUCUUUUUAUUCGUUGGACCAAAUCGCUGGAAAAUGGAAACCGAUCCUUUGAAAUAGUAGAUUAGAUGCGUUCUGUGAGCGAAAAUUUUUGAGGGAGUUUGUCCUGGUUUUUGCGAAUCUAAAGUUUCCAAAUAAUCGCGGACGAAGGAUUACUUUUAUCGAAUAAUAAAGAAACGAUCUACACGUAUGUUUUUUAUUUUAGAUCGUCAUUGUGAUAAUAGAUAAAAUGGAAAGAAAGAGAGAGAAAGAGAGAGGGAGAGAAAGAAGUCAUCGGAGAAUAAUCGGUACGACUCUGCGUGUUAUUUGGCGAAUUUAGAUGCGAGCGAUUUAAGUAAAGUAUUUAUUGACCAAUGACCUUGCCAUAUAUUAUAUAUUGCUAUUACUAUUGUAUCAUAACAAGCUGGGCGCUACGAGAAGAUUCCGAAACAUCUCCAAGUCGGCGAAUUAAAACAAAAAAAAAACAAAACACGAAGAAAAAAGAGAGAUAGUUAUUAUACCCGAAGUGUCGCCAUUUUUUUCUUUUUUAUACCUACAUCCUCGAUCGCUUCGCGCAGCAUGGCCAUUGCUUUUAACGACAAACUGUCUUCGUCGGCAGAUGAUAAAAUAAACAAUUCGUCAAUACCACAAUAAUUGUCUUCGUCAAGCGAACUCCUAAACAUAUAUCACAUGACUCUAAACGUCCCUGUAUUCAUUUUUACCAAAACGUGAAAGAUUCCUAAUCUAUCGCAUUGAUAAUAUUAGUAAUUUUUAAUUUAAUAAUUUUUAUCGGUAAGAUUGACAAUCGAUUCUCUGGCAGUCUUUAAACUUCAGGUACGUACCUACAUUCUCUUUAUUGUUAGUUACUUAUGAAUUAUUAGGUAAGAAAAUAAUUUAGAAACAACGUAAGAACCCGGAUAUAAAAAUAGUGUGAGUAAGGCUAGACAAAAUCAUCGUCAGGACUUAUAAAUCGGCCAUCUGCGCUGAUCGUCGAACGAUUUCCGUCGAACGCUUCGUUUACUAGUCUUUCCGCUUCUUUCUGUUUCCUAAAUUGUCAUAAGCGGCCUGCGCUGCGGAAGUAACAUUAACGAGAUGAGAAAGUGAGCAAUUAACUUCGUCACCUUAGAAAGAGAGAGCGAGAGAGUGAGAGAGGCGGAACCGAUUCGGGGCUGUGGUUGACCGAUCGACUUGCGUGUAAUCACGUGUGAAACAUAUGUCCGUUAAUUGGACUUCAAAGAAAAUCGGGCAUUAGGAUCUUUAUGAUCCACCGACUUUUUUCACGCUAAGUAUUUGUACAAGCUAUCGAUUUAUUUUAGAUUUAUGUUGGUUUCAUGUUACAUUAUUAAAAAAUAAUUAUACGCGUCAUUACUUAUUUAUACAAUGACAAACAUCAUAACAAGACUAGUUUUGGUUAAAAAGAAUAUAGUUUUUCAAUAUCCUCAUAAUUUCUGAUUUACGUGGUAACAUCUAGUCGGUAUUAAAUCUAUCAAAUAAUAAAAUAAAUCCUUCAGCCGUCCGGGAGGGGCUAGCUUCGAUGUUCGGAUAAGGAAAGAACAAGAGAUGUACGAGGAACAAAAGGAAGAGAGGUAGAAGGAAAAGAGAGACUCUUGAAGAUUUACUGCUCGACCUAACGUUUUCCAACCUCCUGUAAUUACCAAACUCAGUUUUGUUCAGUGAUACUUUACCCUAGAGCAAUACUAACUUAGAAAACGUAUCUCGUAUUCCCUUCUUGAUAACCAAGGAUCUUUAUGACCCCAUUAAAGUCAUUAAAAUUAAUUUGCUAAAGGAAGAAAUCAUUUUGACCAUAACCACUUCCUAGUCAAGGUUUUAUUUUUUUAUUUUACAAAUAUAUAACGGUAUUGAAUUGUACUUAUCGCAGCUAGAUAUUUCCAUUAUAAAAAAAUAUUUUCUUCGUUUUCAUUAUUUAAUUUAGAUGCCAGUCAGUAUGCAGACCGGAAAUGAGAAUAUAUUUGAGAGAAAAAAAAAGUAAGAUUCAUCCUGUUCUGUGCUUCGAUGGCUUAGCUCGUGUCUUACAAGAUGGAUACAGAACAUUGCCCCGCGAGCAUAAAUCAGUCUGUUGAGUUUCUUAUGCUGUGCGUAUGAUUUGUGUGUUUUGUUACGCAAUCGUGCAUAUGCUGGCUAGACGCGGAAAAAGUACAAGCAGGAAGCCCACGUGAGGGCCACGUGAUAUGCAGUCAUCCGGGAAAGAAGAACGAUCACCGUGACCAUCGACUCGUAUUACACAACGAUGAUAUUUCAUUAAGAUUCGUACGUCAAAUGUGUUUAAAAAAUGAUGACCGAAUUGAAUUCUUCUCAAA
Vespula vulgaris is the source of this 7206-nucleotide messenger RNA. It is a transcript of the gene vg, whose product is annotated as protein vestigial-like. The transcript is spliced from 6 exons. Bases 3530 to 4489 code for a protein of 319 amino acids. Gene Ontology annotation, cellular component: nucleus. Gene Ontology annotation, biological process: regulation of transcription by RNA polymerase II. The record is from RefSeq and is a predicted model, not a curated record. Lineage: Eukaryota; Metazoa; Arthropoda; Insecta; Hymenoptera; Vespidae.